Perca fluviatilis (European perch) is the source of this 2476-nucleotide messenger RNA. Its product is annotated as zinc finger protein 239-like. Gene Ontology annotation, molecular function: DNA-binding transcription factor activity, RNA polymerase II-specific; RNA polymerase II cis-regulatory region sequence-specific DNA binding. The record is from RefSeq and is a predicted model, not a curated record. NCBI's taxonomy places the organism in Eukaryota, Metazoa, Chordata, Actinopteri, Perciformes, Percidae. The coding region runs from base 193 to 1380 and encodes 395 amino acids. Gene Ontology annotation, biological process: regulation of transcription by RNA polymerase II. Gene Ontology annotation, cellular component: PcG protein complex; transcription regulator complex. The transcript has 6 exons.
AACGUUCUACGCGGGUAAAUUAGAGCGGCGCACCCAAACACUAGGCUGCAGCGUGCAGCGUGUGGUGGUGCUCGGUGAAUGAGACAGCAACUCCUCUUGGAGAGCGCAGAGGAGCUCCGAUUUCUCCUGUUGAAUCCAGAGUGAGUCCAGCAGCCCCAGUGGACAUCUGCUGGAUUUCAGGACAAGAGAGGAAUGGAGGAGGACAACCAGAACCAGGAGCAGCGGAGCAACAAGGUCCCCAGAAGACCAGCAGCAGACCGGGACUCUGAUACCAGCCAUGUUCAGGAGCCCUCAGCAGACGUCAAGCUGGCGACCGGAGCAGGAAAGAAGGGAAAGAAGGCCGAGGAGGAGGAGGAGCAGCCUACAGCACCUCCUGCAGCAGUGAAGGAGGAAGAGGAGGAGGAGGAGGAGCAGCCUGCAGCACCUCCUGUAGCUGAGGAGGAGUAUGUGGUGGAGAAGGUUUUGGACCGCAGAGUGGUGAAGGGAAGAGUAGAGUUUCUGCUGAAAUGGAAGGGGUUCUCCGAUGAGGAUAACACAUGGGAGCCACAAGACAACCUGUACUGCCCCGACCUUAUCACCGAGUACAUGCAGAAACACAAGGAGAAGGAGGAGGGCAAGAGGAAAGUUGUCAGUGAGGCCUCGGGAGACUCGGAGCGAGGGAGCAAGAGGAAGGAGGGGAAACGCAGAGGAGGAGAGGGACCAAAACGUCACAACUGUCAACACUGUGACAAAUCCUUCACAAGAUCUGGAUAUUUAAAGAUUCAUCAGAGAGUUCACACUGGAGAGAAGCCUUACAGCUGUGAUCUAUGUGGUAAAACCUUUUCUGAAAGUGGUAGCCUUAAAUCUCACCAGCGCAUUCACACAGGAGAGAAGCCGUACUGGUGUGAACAAUGUGGAAAAACUUUUUCUGAGAGUGGCCACCUUAAAACACAUCAACGCAUUCACACUGGAGAGAAGCCGUACGUGUGUGAACAAUGUGGGAAAACUUUUUCUGAGAGUGGUAACCUUAAAACACAUCAACGCAUUCACACUGGAGAGAAGCCGUACAGCUGUGAUCUAUGUGGUAAAACCUUUUCUCAGAGCAGUAACCUUAAAACUCACCAGCGUGUUCACACUGGAGAGAAGUUGUACUGGUGUGAACAAUGUGGGAAAACUUUUUCUCUGAGUAGUGACCUUAAAAAACACCAGAGCGUUCACACUGGAGAGAAGCCGUACAGCUGUGAUCUAUGUGGUAAAACAUUUUCUCAGAGUAAUAGCCUUAAAAGACACCAGCGCAUUCACACUGGAGAGAAGCCGCACUGGUGUGAACAAUGUGGGAAAACGUUUUCUCAGAGUGGUCACCUUAAAAACCACCAGCUCAUUCACACUGCCUCGUUGUGAACAUGUUUCCGAGCCAAGCUGUUUCCUCCUGCCUCCUCCUCAUGCCCUGAUAGCUGUGUUGUUAUUUUCUGAUCUUCUCUCCACAUUGAAGGCUGACCAGCAGUAACUUUAUCUUCUGAACAGCAUGUAUGUUAUCCUGGCUAGGACUACACAUUACACUCCCUCCCUUUUGAAAGGCUGUAUUCCACUCAAAAUUAGUUAGUUUUCCUGUAAUAAAGUUCAGGGUUCAACUGCUAGCGCUUUUUAACUAAUGCUGCAGCGAAGAAGUGUUUGUUGUUCUUAAUUAAUCACCUGGUAAAUACAAUUUACAGAAAUUCCGACCUCUGUUUACUACGGUGAUGUCAAGUUGCUUCACUUUAUUGUCACUGUAGACGACAAAAGCUUUAAUCAGAAUAUGGCUGCUGCUGCCUAAAAAAUGACUUGAACAGUUGAUGUGUUUAAACUGCGUCUGUGCCGCCGCCAUCUUGGGACAGACAACGGAUCUUAAAGACUCAGAAAAAGAUAGUUGUACUGCUUUUGGAUGUUCAUGUGAAAGAAAUGCUAAACUAAGCAAAAUGGAAUAACAUUUCACGGAUGAAAUUUUUUUUUUACAAUAUUAUUAUUAUUAAAGGGUUGAAUUCAAUAUCACAAAAGGUAACAUUAAUCCUUCUUUUAAGCUAACCGUAAGUUAAGUGACUGUCCUGAUACUGAAUUGAGCUAAUGCUAGCUUGUCAGGUCAUGUAUGUUUUAUCUAAGUGAUUAUUAAUAUCUCAGUAAGAUGCUGAAAACUAUGUUUGUUAUGUGUGUCACUGAACAGUUCCUCACGUCAUUCCCCAUAGACCCCAUGUGAAAAAAUCAGAACUUUUCAUCAGAAAUAUAUAAAUGUUUACAGCCUGGUACAAAAAAAAGAAAACGGUUUUGGUCUAUGAAGCUAAUUUCACACUUCAUAACAACUGUUUAUAUCACUCACCUGUUUAAAUUGUAUCAAGGCUUAAAUCAGCAGACUGUUACUAGCUUUAAAAUAUUUUGAAAAAGUUUGGUAAUAAAACCUGCAUUUUUCAAGUAACCUGUAUUAUAAAUACAUGUCUGACAGCUGUAGUAAACCGCUUGAAAAUCA